AUGUUCAUUAUUUUUCUUUAACUUAUCAUUUAAACAAAUACUGAAGUGAUUCAAAUUUUGACCAGAUAAGAGGCAAUUUUAGAUGUUUUCAGUUAAUCAGGUAUCAUUCUUGAAUAAAAACUUACUGAAUAGCAAUUUUGCAAAAUUAUCCAAUAACAAUUAGUAGCAAAUAAUAUUGAUGAUAAUUCAAUAGCUUUGAUAGAUAGUUAUAAUGAUGAUAAUUUUAGUCAGGAUUUUGAAUAUGGUUCAUACAAAGGAAAGAUAGGGAAAAUUAUAAAAUUUGUUCAAGUUUAGCAAGGAAUAUUUAUUCUAAGAGAUGAUGGUUAAUUAUAUUAUUUAAGAAUUCAAGACACAAAAUUCAUAUAAUAAGCUACUUUUAAACUAAACAUUAAUGAAGUAUCUCUAUAAAGCAAUGUUUUUAUUGAAUAUUUUGAUGAUUAAAAUUCAGUCUUGAUUAUAGUAGACGGAGAAACAUUAGCUUUAGAUUUAGAAUUUGAUGAUGAAGAUGUUUAUAUUAAAUAAUACAAAGUUUAUGAAUAAUGGUAAAUUUAGCAUAUAAAUAGCAUUGCAACAGCAAGUAAUCUUAUUAUUGUUGCAAUGAACAUUGGUAUUAAAAUGUUUGAAUUUGUAAAUCAUCAAUUAAAUGAAAUAUUUAUAGAUACCUAAAUGUUAGGUAGAAUCUAAGAUAUAAAGGUUUUCAAAUAAAUUAAUAAUGAUAAUUAUUUUAUAUAUUUGUUAGAUGAAUAAUGUGGAGUUAGCUAAUAUAUAUAUAAUAUUGGAAGAAGUGUUAUUUUGUAAUUUAAUUCUUAAAUGGGUUAAAUUCCAUAUCCUGGAGAGAUCUUAGAUGUACAUGGAGAUAUUUUAAUGAUUGCGUAAAAUUAGACUUUAUUUGAAUUUCGAAUAGAUUAUAUUAAAAAUAGUUAUGAACUAAUUAAAAAACAUGAUUUAGAAACUGAUAUAAUUGAUAUCUAAUUAACUGAUACUUUUGCAAUCAUUAUAGGAAGAAAUGGACAUUAAAUUUUGUUUCACUCAAUUCCUUCCACUUUUUCUUAAUUUGAGUGGAUGAAUUAAUUAGUGAUACCAAAUCUUAAGUAAUUAGAUAUAUUAUCAUUGAAUUUGAAUUUCUAUAAAAAUAGAAAUCAAAAUAAAACCAUUUAGAAUAUUAUUGUUGGAAUUACCUAACAUAAGUUUUUCUUUUCGAAAAUUGAAUUGGUAUUAAAUAUUAUUAUAUAUUUUAGUAACAAUCAUAUAUUGAAUGCUAUUCAGAUAAUAUUUCUUCUGAAAUAGUUUUAGAGUAUCAAUAAAAGUCUACUUAUUGUAAAUCAAAUUUAAAAAAUAAAAUAUGUUAAUAAAAUAAGGUUUAUACUAUACAAUUUGUAGAUCCAAAAGCAUUUGGAGGAGGAAAAGAAGCAUAUCUUCUUAUAUUAAUUCUUUACGUGAUAUCUAUUGCAUUCUUUUUAAUCUUUUUGGGAACCCUAAUCUUUUUAUAUAGAAGAUAUCAUCGAAUUCCUAAAAGAAUUGAGUUGGAUGAUAAAGAAGAAUAACCAUAUACAAAUACGGUGAGACAUAUGAAAAUGGCUUCAUCAAAAAAUAUUAUUUAUUUGUCUAAAACUGAUCAAACUCCUAUAAGUGGUGUUUAGGAAUAAGUUAAUGAACAACUCAAUAAUAAUAAUAUCCCGAUUACUUAAGAAAAUUAAGAUAUAUCUCCUAUGGCUUCUGAAAUGAGAUGA
Messenger RNA from Paramecium sonneborni, 1730 nucleotides. The record is from the annotation of a GenBank genome assembly. Lineage: Eukaryota; Ciliophora; Oligohymenophorea; Peniculida; Parameciidae.